Molecule: messenger RNA, 949 nt
Organism: Hymenoscyphus albidus
Lineage: Eukaryota; Fungi; Ascomycota; Leotiomycetes; Helotiales; Helotiaceae
Source: the annotation of a GenBank genome assembly
AUGCAGGCGGUUACCAAAUCCAUCAGAAACGAUUCCUCAAACAUUCAGAAGUCGCCUUCCCGCUCUCCCUCGCGGACACUUACCCAGAUACAGCUCUCGUCUUUGAUUUGCGACUGUUCACAGAAUGGAGACGAUCAUGGAGGAAGGCCCCUCGGGUAGCGGCGCUCCAUCUACAGCACGUUUAGAGGCAUAUUCGGAUAUCGAGGACUUUGAUGAUUGCGUUAUCGUGCCAGAUAAUGAUGAAGAGGAUGAUGAGGCGACGGGUUCGAACCCUGAAGCUACGACAGCAUCAGUAACAACCCCUGCUCACUUGCCAGAGCCCAGCAAAGCGGAGGAAUCUGCGGAGGGGCCUGAAGACGUCGAGGUCUUGGACUUCAACGAACAUCAUUUCUCUGGCGAUUCUCUCUCCACAUCAUCGGGAGAAAACAGACUACACCAUUCGCUUAUCGUUCGUCCUUCCUCUGCUCCCCCCGCCAUCCAAGAAGUCCGAUUCUCGAUCCGAGGAACUCGAGAGAGAGAAGCCUUCAUCGCGCCCUUCCCAAUUCCAAACCUCGCUUUUCAAGUCCAGGGAGACGAUCAGACUGCCAACACCAACCUCACAGUCCUCGACGAGGCCAUCGACGAAAACUACUUCUCUACGCUCCCCCGCAAGCCCACUCCUUCACUACCUCCCUCCCCUUCCUCAUCCGCAGCCAAUCCAGGUCUCAUGCCAGCCGCUAUCCAAAAGCGUCUGAAGACUAUUCAAGAUUAUGAUGACUACAUCGCUAGUAUCAUCCCCAAGGUCGCUAAGCAGAAUGAGGAUAACUGGGAGGGUACGUGGUUGCAGGAUGCGUAUAGGCAUUCUUGGAAUGGACAGGGUACGUGGAGCUAUUGGGAUGAGGGGAAGAAGGUGGUUGAGGAUGCGAAGACGUUGUUUGGGGGUUUGUGUGGAAAGGGUAGAUUUGACUGA